CCGGCGGGCGGGGCCGCCGCGCUCAUGUGACUCCGCCGCGGAGCCGCUGCCGCCGCCCUCUCCGCUCCUGCUCCGCAGCCGCCAUGGUGCUGUCCCCGCUCGCCCUGCUGCUGGCCCUGGCCACCACCGCCCUGGCCGAGCCCCUCCGCUUCGUCGACUGUGGUUCCAAAGACGGCAGCAUCCAAGAGGUGAACGUGAGCCCGUGCCCCACGCAGCCCUGCCAGCUCGUUAAGGGGACAUCCUACAGUAUCAACGUCACCUUCGCCAGCAAGAUCGAGAGUCAGGGCAGCAAAGCGAGGGUGUACGGUGAGAUGCUGCACGUGGAUGUACCCUUUCCCAUUCCUGAGCCUGAUGGAUGCAAGUCCGGGAUCCAGUGCCCCAUUCAGAAGGGCCAUUCCUACAGCUACCUGAACAAACUCCCUGUGAAGAGCGAGUACCCCAGUAUUAAACUGGUUGUGAAGUGGGAGCUGGUGGAUGACCAAGACCAGAUGUUGUUCUGCUGGAAGAUACCAGUUCAGAUCACCAGUUGAGGAGCCCUGACAUUAGUAGGGCUUGGGGAGGAAAAAAAGAGAAAACAACACAGGCCAAAUUAUUUUAUACAAUAAGCAUUUCUUACUGCUUCCUUCAGAGCCCUGCAGCCUCUGGGCAGCCAGUACUGUGUUCCUGCAAGGUCAGCUGUGGACAGUGAUCUUUUUACCCCAUUUAGAGCCCCUGGAGUGUUUUCACAGCAGCUCAAGGGGGAGCAGUGUCUGCUGCAGGAGUGAAUGAGCAUCAUCCUCCAGCCAUUGGAAAUGGGACUGAGCUGUUUGUCCUCAGAAAGGAAUUUCUCUGUGAUGAAUCUGGCUAGUGUCUGAGCUGCUACCUGGUAACCCUUUAGUGCCUCUUAAAGAAUGCCAGCUGCAUCCACCUUCCUGUGUCUCUCCUGCUCUGUUGCAACCGGGGUGCUCCUGGGGCCUGUGUUUGCCAUCCAUGGAGUUGAAGGAGGGGGUCUUUCCCCGAGUAUCCUGGGCUCCUGCUCAAGCCAGCAGGACUGCAGCUGGGAAGACUUCCUCUUUGUGGAUGCAAAGCCAAAUGGUGUUCGACGUCUCUGCAGGGAUGAUUCUUUCUCUAACCAAUGUUUUGCACUACUACUAACUUGGAGCUUCUGGGAGCUCCUGAACCUCUUUUUAUAACUCUCCUUUUAAUAAAGGCUAGAUAAAAUCUG
This is a messenger RNA of Apus apus (common swift), 1204 nucleotides long. It is a transcript of the gene NPC2, whose product is annotated as NPC intracellular cholesterol transporter 2. Gene Ontology annotation, molecular function: cholesterol binding. Lineage: Eukaryota; Metazoa; Chordata; Aves; Apodiformes; Apodidae. Bases 84 to 530 code for a protein of 148 amino acids. The transcript has 4 exons. The record is from RefSeq and is a predicted model, not a curated record. Gene Ontology annotation, biological process: intracellular cholesterol transport; cholesterol efflux.